CCCGCUCAGGUAGGAGACGCUGUCCCACAUGUGCUACAUGUCACUCCACAGUAAAGAGAAGAAGACACACCUGGAGUUUGACUCAAAGUGAUGUGGAGAUGAAGACUCUUGAACAUCAGGGACCACAAGGCUAAUCAAUGAUCUUCCUUCAGACAGAAUCGUCCUCUCAGAGUCUAAAGGUUGAUGGUGACGGCGUCUGAUUCGCCAGGAGCAUAAAGACUAUAAAAUCUAUAAAUUGUCCCAGAGCAUCCAUUCUCAGGACUUCUCUUGGUGGAGUCAGAACACCUCCUGAAUUCUCUUCCGGUAGCAGCUUUAUUAUUUUCAAUUGCCUCAGGACUCCUUUGUAGAACCUGCUGGUGACAAGCUUUGGCAAAGGGGAUAUUUUGCACUUACCUUAAUUAAGAUGUUUUAAAAUAAUUGCUUGGGAAAUCACCAGACGCCUCCUCCUCCACCGCCUCCUGCUCUUCAGAUCCCGCGGCUGAACAUGGAUGAAGUUAAGUGCACAUUAAAGUUUUAUUAAUAGACGGUAAUGACAUUGGUGUUUGGGAGUUGAGGAGAGAACGGUCACGCCUGAAGCCGAGGUGGAGCCACCUGUUCUGGAUCAUUGGAGAUACCAAAGACUAUAUAUUUUUGGAUCUAAAAAGAUAGCUGGAGAUGCCAAAAACUGUUGUGGUCAAAAAAAGUGGACGAGGGUCUUGCUACCUAAACCAAAAGCCGUGUUGGACAUGCUAGUCCUUGUUUUACCAUGGAAACAAUUAGACAGCUGACGCCUCCAGAGUUAUGGUCAUGUUCCUCAACACCUAGUGCCAGGCGACGGCGCCUUAAGCUGAAAAAAGGUCAGUGGUUAGUGGAGUCAUGCGCUGGGAGCGAGACGGAAGGGACGCUGGUCAGAGGAAAAGCUCUGACGCCCCCUGCCAUAGCGGUGACUCCAUCCAGCGAAGAUGAUGCAUGGUCAAACUGCUCCACACCGAGUGCUUCACCUAAGAGGCGCCGAGGUCUGCUGAAGAAAUGGCUGAGUAGGAAAGACGGAGGGGGAUGCUCUGGCAGCAUCACCCCACGCAGCACGCCCAGUAACUCCCCCGCUACGCGGAAGCGUUUGACUGGUAUCGAGCCGGAAAAUAUGGUGGAGAAAGUAUCGGAGACCUUGUUUGAGAAGACUCAGAGCGCGCAGAGCCCCACGUCGCCACCUCCAGGAGCAGUGCCCACCGCCAUCCAGGGCAUUGCCCAGCUGCCCAACUCCCAGCCCGGUACACCGCUCCCGCCGCAGCUCAGCGGGAGGGCGUCUAUAUGGAACAGCAAGAAGAUCCAGAGCUUCUACAGCAUGCUGAGCCCCAAUUACAAGCAGCGCAAUGAAGAUUUCCGCAAGAUCUUCAAGAAAUUGCCCGAUUCGGAGCGACUGAUUGUGGAUUACUCCUGCGCUCUGCAGAGAGACAUCCUCCUUCAGGGAAGACUCUACCUAUCGGAGAACUGGAUCUGUUUCCAUAGCAACAUAUUCCGCUGGGAAACCACCAUCACCAUCCAGCUGAAGGACAUCCGGUGCAUUAAGAAGGAGAAGACGGCAAAAGUGAUUCCCAACGCCAUUCAAGUGUGCACCGAAAACGAGAAGCACUUCUUCACUUCCUUCGGAGCCCGGGACCGCUCUUUCCUGCUGAUAUUUCGUCUCUGGCAGAAUGCCCUUUUAGAUAAGACGCUGUCCCCCCAGGAGUUGUGGCACACAGUCCACCAGUGCUAUGGUACCGAGCUCGGCCUGACCAGCGAAGAUGAGGACUACGUGUCACCGCGAGAGCUGCUCAAUGGCCUGGGGGUCAGUGAAGAGUAUCCCGAGGGCCCAGAUCUGAGUGACACGUCUACCCGCAGCAGCCCCAAGCUGCCGAUCAUUGACUCCUUCACCUCCCUUACCAGCAGUGGAGAAGGAUUGCUCACGCCAGAAGACAUGGCCGGACAGUCGGACGCUCUCUCGGACUCUCAGUUAGAUGGUUCCUCCAGUCAGACUGUGACUCCUCUUUCGGAGAUGGCUGGAUCGGGACUGCUGGACUCCCUGCCCGCUCUAGACCUUCUCCCCGGAGAGGAACUUCCCACAGACCAAAGUAACAACUCCUCCUCUAGCUCCACACAGGACGAGGAAGCUAUUUGCCUCGGUAAAGAUGCCCUAACCUCCGACCUGCCGGGCCGACUGCACAUUAACACGGUGUAUCACCUCAGCGCGGAGCGCAUGCAGCAGGCGCUGACCUCGGACACCCGGUUUAUAACCGAAUUCCUGCAGGAGAGAAAGUUCACAGAUAUUGUCGUGAACCCCUGGGUACCGGACAGCAGUGGUAAACAGUCUCGUAUUAUCAGCUAUACCAUUCCCAUCAAUAACCCACUGGGGCCAAAAACAGCCAAUGUUGUUGAGACCCAGAUGUUGACUUACAGUCUGAAGGGGUCACUCUGCAUCCUGGACUCACAGGUGGUCACCCAUGGCAUCCCCUAUCAGGAUUAUUUUUACACCGCUCAUCGAUACUGCAUGACCAGCGUGACCAAGAAUAAAGCACGUCUCAGGGUGUCCUCAGAGAUCUGUUACCGGAAGCAGCCUUGGAGCCUGGUACGAGGCAUUAUCGAAAAGAACUCCUGGAAUGGGAUGGAGGAGCACUUUCGACAGCUUGCUGACACAAUGGUUAAAUUCGAACAAUCCUGCGUGGAGGAGCUGGGAGUCAGAGAAAAGCCAACGUUACGGCGUCGGAAGAGAACAUUGAGCUGGAAGAACCAUCUUGUAGACCCACUAAAUACCGUCAGUCCACCCCUGGACAGUGUGAGAGCGACCCGUCACUCCAGAACAUCAGGCAGCAUCUCUUCUCAGCUCUCCCACCUGUCUGACAGAGGAACGUCGCAGAACAUCCCUACGGCCCUCUUCAUCAUCAGUAUUGUGUUAUUGGUCCUGGUGGUUCUUAAUAUGAUGCUCUUUUACCGUUUGUGGUCUCUGGAACACACAGCUCGGACCUUUCAGACGUGGCAGAGUUAUGCUGUGUCCCAAGGGAGGUUUCCUCAGACAUCAGCGGAAUGGGCGGAAAUACUUGAGCUCCAGAAACGUUUCCACAACACGGAGGUCCAGAAGUGGAAGCAGACACUGCGGACGUCAGUACAGCUGCUAGACGAGAUGAGAUCUUCUUUGCAGAGACUACAACAGGGGGUUUUGUUGAAUGAUGCCACCACCACAGCAACUCAAGAAGAAGAUGCGCUGUCAUGACCCUUGAUCUUCUUACAUAAUUCCGAUGGGACACUUCUGCCGAGGAGGACACACUUCACUGAGCAGAUCCUGGAAGAGCAUUUGCUGUCGAAGACAAGUUCGGUGACAUGAGCACUUGAUAGCGUCGUAGCUUAACGCUUUGCUCUAGAGAUUGGAGGGCUGGAUACUAUUUCCCUUCAAGAAUAAGUUAACGGGAUACAAGUCUACUUGAUGAUGAGAUGUACUAUAAGCUGCAGUAUGGGGAGAAUGGAUGCUCCCUAGAGGAGAAUAAAUCCAAUUCUUACCACUAUUUAAAGAUAGAGUAUCAAAGGGAACUUAUUUUUUUGUUUUUGUCUGGGAAAUAUUAAUAUUUUUGUUUUGGAGAGAGACUCGAAAAGAAGGCAAACCUUAUAAUGUUUUGGUUGAAAUCCCUACCACCGUUGGCAGUAAAAGACUCACCGCGAUGACCUAUUUGGAAACGUAACCUUUUGAUAUGAACAUGGCCAAUAUGGAGGGCUGUGAUUGCUGUGGGGCAGGAUUCCCAUGAUACAGAGUUGGCAUUCCUAUAGUAAGGACCUACAUGACCACCUGGAAGUUGCCUUUUUGGUUUUCUCCAUAGUUCAACACACCAAGGAACCUUUCAUUGUGGUCUCGCGGAAUUGCCGUUAAAAUGAGGUGUGUCAGACACCAUCACUGGGCAUAAUGAUGUAUGCUUCAGCAUUAUGUUUGACAUUUUAUUUUAUUUUUUUCCUAAUUUCUAGAGUAGAUUCUUACAGUCUGGCCCAGGGGUCAUUUCAAUACCUCCAAAUCAGCACUGUGAUUCUAAUUUUUGACCAUGAACACAUUCCUGCUAAUGAAUCAAACGCCCGCCCCUCCCCCACCUUCAACGGAAUGUAGUUUUAUCAAGGUAUUAUUUGUAAAAAGCACUUUGUGCGGUUAUGCCGAGAGCUGAACCCUGAGUGCCUCUUUUGCAGUUCAUGAAUGUUAUCCCUAGUUGAAGCCUCGAAUUUUUCAUACUCUCCAGAGCAAACCAGCUUUGUUCUAGAAUUGUUAGGUAUUUAUUUAUUUUAUUGUAAUGAGAUGACCUCUACUCUAGCAGAAGAGGUGCCUUUUAUUAGCCAUGUUUUAUGCUCCUUAUUUCUUUCGUAAAGUAAAUCUUUUACCUACAGACCGGAAGAAGCAUCGAUCUGUGGAUCUGCAAGGGAUUUGAACUUAGCUCCCUCAGAACACAAGGGUGAACAUCACUACGGUUGCCUGGAAUUAGUGUUUAUGCAUUCUUAUUAUGAUCCUGUGUCUAUAAACAUUUAGAUAGAAUUUUUUUUUUUAUGCGUCAGGGUUAGACACAAGCUCAAUAACUUGAAAUGCAUAAGAUUGGUUAAUUAUAGAUUUGUUUUUGGCCCUCUGUAGAUGGGGACUUGGCCCUCGAAGCAACUUGAGUUUUCACUUGGCACAAAUGGCAGCAUGAUGAAACUCUCCAUGGAUCUUGUAUCACAAACUCAUUACGAUGCAUCCAUGGUGAGAUUCAGAGUAUAUUGGUUAUGUAUCGGGGAAACUCCUCUCUUAGUCCUAGCCUAACCUACACCUAUCCCUAGCCUAUUUCUUUGCAAGCUUCUGUGCAACUUAAGUGUUUGCACAAUAAAAAAGCUAAUUGUUGGGGUUUUUGCUGGUGGCAACCCAUCUUGAUCGGUUGUUUGAAGGGAGGGUGGUGCAUAAUUUCAACUCAAUCUCCUGGUAUGGCUGCCACAGGGUGGCACAUACCAGAGGUCCAUUGUUUUCAAUGGGUGUACAUGCUACCAUUUGUUUACAUUGAUCAUCCCUUCCGUUUUCCAGUUUUGAGAAUUGUGCUGGAUGCAGUUUUCACCUUUAGUGAAUAGAAGGGUCUUCAGGUAGAAACCUCCCCCCAGAACCACAAGUAGUUGCUCUACUUACUUAGAGCAUACUCAAGGCAACCUCAUCUAGAACCCAUGGCACUCAAGUGAACCUGUCCCCCUUUCCCACACACACAAAAUGUCUGCUUUCACUGUAGGUGACAGGGGCACUUUAAAUUUGACAAAGGAGCCUUCAUUGAAAACCAUUUAUUAUUGGGUCCGUUAUGUCCCUAAUUGCAUUUUUUUUUCGACCAAUGUUAAUUUAUUUUGCUGGAACACAGAUGACCUUUAUGUGCGUUUAAUUUAUUAUUCUUGUCAAACACCUGCAAAGUAUUUUAAAUUAAGUUUAUCACUGCCGCAUAUACCACUGGGGUCCUCUCUGCAGAACCCUAUGUCACUGCCAGAACCCCCAGAUUAUGUUUGUGUAUGAUUUGUAUAUGAAGGAGGCAGGAAGAGAUGUGACUUUGGGCUGGACCCAUUGAUAUUCAUGCGCGUAAAAUACCUCACCAGGCUGUAUUCGCAUAAAACAUGGAAGAUUUAAAGCUAGGACCUUUGUACUGGCACUUUAUACAGAGCUCUUCCUUAUUACAACAUAUCUAAUAGCAGGUGACUCGAAGGUUUACAAGCCUUGCUUAUCAAGUCACGGUCUUUAAGACUUGGUUUUCUAGCCUAGACCUUAAAUCCUAGGACUUAAAGCCUUGGUCUUUAAACCUAGAUCAUUAAGCUUUUAGUCUACUAGCCUUGGUCAACUAUCCUACAUUGUCAAGCCUUGGUCAUCAAGCCUUGGUCUUCAUGACCUGGUUUUCAAGCUUUGGCCUUCAAGCCUUGGUGUAGUAGCCUAGGUCAUCAAGCCUUGGUCUUCAUAACCUGGUCUACAAGCCUAGUUUGGGUUGUCAGUCCUUUUGUCUUUAAGCCGAGGUCUUCAAGACCUGACCUUUUAAGUUUCUUUAGGAUUUGGCAUAUGAAUGUAAAAAAUAUGUGAUAUUGUAUUAUUUAACCUUGUAUGAUAUUUUUGGUAUGCCAUCCCUUCACCCCAAACCUAAGCUUCAUUCUUAGGCUUUGCAGUCAAAUUAAAAUGGGAACUCCACCAGCUUCUUGGCUUUCAUACUAUUAGCCAUGUUUUCAUUUAGAAAUGAGAAGAAGUUGCCUAUUGAUGACUACUUUUGGUAUUACGGGUGGUAGCACCACUCCUCUGUAUUUAUUUUGCUUGGCCAAACCAAUAGCAAAAACAAUAAUAGGUGGUUCCGUCAAGCUCAACUAUGUAGACUGGAGGUCUUAAUUUUUUAUAUGACCAGAACAACGUCUACAUGUUCUCACCAUGUAUCCAGGGGCUUGGUGCUGCCGUUUCCUUCUCCAACCCAAAAACAUACUUGGGUGAAUUUACUUCCUAUCCAAUUGGCCCUGGCAUGUAUGUGUCUUAUAUAAGGAAAUUGGAUUGAGAGGAAGUUGCACAGAGACUAAACCCAAUGGUCAUGAAUCCACCAUGUACUGUUAUAAAUGGAAGGUAUGCAAUGGAUACAUGCUGCUCUGUGGCGUUCCCCUUUAAGAUAAUCAAGUGACAGGAUUAUAAUGUAAUGACUGUACCUUGAACCAUUUUGCUGCUGGGUAUUGCCGUGGCUUGUGUUUGAAAAGCAGUCGGAUGAACACAUCAUGCUGGGGUGCUCUCUAAGGUGCUAUCAGGUCUGUGGUUGGUAUUUCCAGUAGCAGCUGAUAGACCUCCCUUGACAACACCUGCAAAAAAAACAUCUGAUAAAUUUGGGAAGAAAUCUUAUCUCUCAUAUGUGCUGUACCUCCCUAUGACUUGAAGAUAAAAGGGUAACAGUCAUCUAGUAUUCCUAUUCUUCAUUGGCCACCUUCCCGACUCUUUUUCACACUGUAUUAAUGUUUUUUGCACAAAUCCAUGUACUGUCACUUUAAAGAUCUUACUCUGAAUAUUCUAGUAGUAUGAAGUGCAGUUGUAUAAAGGGGUUGAGUAAGGUUGGGUCCAGUUUAUGAUAAUUUUUGGGGAGUUUUGUAGUUUCCCAGAUAUAGUUGGGUUGGUUAGACACCUAGGUUGACCACAUUGGUGUCCUCCAGGUCCGACAGUUGCCCCAGGACUAUUAUAUACCACAUGAUCUAUCAUCGAUUACAUAAACAACCAGUUUGGGGGAUAAUUUUACUGAAUGGGAAUCGUAGUACUAAUUUUCAGUGGUCCCUUUCAUCAUAUUGUUGAAAGUUCAGCCCCUUUCUCCUUCUCAUACAGUUCUUCUAGCCCCUGGCAGUGCAGGUUUAGAUACACUUGAAUACACUGUGUGUGAAUAUUUUGUCAACCUGCUAAUAUUUAUUAAAAAAUCAUUUGAAAGUU
Bufo bufo (common toad) is the source of this 7414-nucleotide messenger RNA. RefSeq names its product GRAM domain containing 1A (gene GRAMD1A). The record is from RefSeq and is a predicted model, not a curated record. Gene Ontology annotation, molecular function: sterol transfer activity; sterol binding. Gene Ontology annotation, biological process: intracellular sterol transport. The transcript is spliced from 20 exons. The coding region runs from base 746 to 3223 and encodes 825 amino acids. Lineage: Eukaryota; Metazoa; Chordata; Amphibia; Anura; Bufonidae. Gene Ontology annotation, cellular component: plasma membrane; endoplasmic reticulum membrane; endoplasmic reticulum-plasma membrane contact site.